Molecule: messenger RNA, 3537 nt
Organism: Chilo suppressalis (striped riceborer)
Lineage: Eukaryota; Metazoa; Arthropoda; Insecta; Lepidoptera; Crambidae
Source: the annotation of a GenBank genome assembly
ACUAUCCCGGUAGUAUCAGAUAGUUAUCUGUACCCCUAGCACGAACCAAUAUCGAAUUCGUAUCGUUUGCGAGUCUGAAAUGUCAUUGUCAAAUGUGUACUGAUUUUUAGUUCUCGUUACGUACUUUGUGCCGCUGCUGUUCAAGUUUCCAUACAAAAUUUGACAUUGACAUUUCGGUUUGCAAACUAUUAGAAUUCGAUAAUGGUUCGUGCUAGGGGUACUGUACCCUUAGCAAGAAUCAAUAUCGAAUUCAUAUCGUUUGCAAGUCCGCAAUGUUAUUAUCAAAUAUGUACUGAUUUUUAAUUCUUGUUACGUACGUUAUGGCGCUACUGUUCAAGUUUCCAUACAAAAUUUGACAUUGACAUUUCGCACUCGCAAACUAUUCAAAUUCGAUAAUGGUUCGUGCUAGGGGUACUAAUGUAUGUGAGAAAGAUUCAAAAGAUAAAGGUUGUUGAAAUGACUUCCUGAUUAGGGCAACUUGUUUUGUUCAAGACCCGUGUAACCUUACGUCAUUGGUGAUUAACUUAGCUUAAAAGAUAAAAUUUCCCUUGAUUAGGUAGGUUAUCUGAAUGUAAAUGAUACGUAAACAUUUUGGUAAAUACCAGUACCUACACGGCUUACAAAAUCAUGAACGAUUCAUUAAGUAAUCAAUGAUGGAUAGUUGGUAUCUGAAUGAAACAUUUCAAUUCAGCAAGUUUCUGGUCUGUUUUUAAAUACCAGAUUUAUAUAUAAAAACGCAUCCCUAUUGCCGCGUCACGUUAUAAUUUGAGAAAGUCAUUGGUGAUUUCAUCCUUUUUUUUUAAGUUUCCAAUUUGUGAAGGUGCAUAAAAAAAAGAUGAGUCUGCUUAUGACCACACGACUGAAGUGAAACUUCUUUAGCUCCCUCAAUCCUAUGACAAAGACUCAAACUACGCAUUCUGCACCCAAUGUAGUAAGCAAUUUUUUUGUUUGCAUGAUUAAUAACAUAUUGAAAAUAAGAUCUCACGCCUCAGGUGAGGCUAUAUUUACCGAGACGGAUUUUACGUGCUGACCCGUUAUCUAUAGUAUUGUUGAUCGAAGGUGUUGCGUUUCUGUUGGUGACCAUGUGUUUUGGGGCUUCAGGCGGUGGGAGAUUGGGAUCAGUAAGAAUACCGACUCGCCCUCGGCGGCCAUUUUGCAAGUUAACGUCGCCAUAGGUUGCGGAGCCGAGUUUGUUGCGGGUUCUAUUCUGUAAAAAUAAUGUCUACGACACAAUAAGUUUUGAGGUGGAUAUUACAUCAGUGAGGCAGGAGAACCAAGCAUUACACUGCACAACCUGUAAUGAUACCACAGAACAUAAAUACAAGGGCUCGCUUAUAGUCGAUUCUGAAAUUAUUUAUCAGAGAGGCAGUAUUGUAACGUACCUAAUGCUAAAAAUCCAAUCUAAAAUGUUGUAAUACAUUAAUGGAGCAAAUACAUUAUAAAAUAAAUAAAUAUUUUCAACACUCACGCCUAGCCCCAAAGUAAGCACUGUAAGGCUCGUGUUGUGGGAUACUAGGGUAACGGAUAGAAUACAUAUAUAAGUAUAUUUAUAUAGAAUUACAUAUUUAACAUCCAUGACUGGAGUACAAAUGCUCCUAUUCAUCAUACAAACAUCGGCCCCUACCGGGAUUCGAACCCGGGACCUGUCGAGUCGGCAACGCCAUGAAACCCGGUGUACAAACCAUUCGGCCACGGAGGUAGUCAAAAAAAUCUGCUUUUCAUAUACUGUUUCUGCAUUCAUUAACAAUAAAUAACAUCCUUAGUCCGGCCGCGACACGUGUGUGUCGUCGUGUUUACUGGUAGCUUGAUUUUAGUUCCGCUACUCGCCGUGUUGGCGCUGUUGGCAGUCUGCACCACCGGCACCACCCCCCGCUUCCUCUAUCAGUGAUUUUAAUUUAUUUCUUAGAGUAAACGCGAUAGAACAUCUCCUUUUUUUUAGCAAUGUAAUCAUGGAUACAGUACAUAGGUACAGGCAAAUGUUCCUGGUGUAGGGACACCUAGACCCGUACAUAUUUUAUUUCAAUACAAAAACAUAGCAUAUUACCCUACCUAACCAUAGGUUAGGUGUAAAUGGAGUCAAGUCGAGAAGAUAGAUGAUGGGACAGUGAAAUGUACCGCUUCAAUCUUCUUUAAUUCUCCGUGCUGAAUCCAAUUCCGGAGACCUGGAAUGAACCAUCUUCACUGACAAAAACCUUGGAUAUGGACAAUUUUCAUGAUUUACGUACUUAAAUAUAUGUACUUAUUAAUUAGCAGUUUUUUAGGACAGAUACCUUAUCUAUGGUAUCACACUUUACAUGUAUAAAUUAAAUAAUUUCAAUAAUUGCUUGCUGUAAUUGUUUUCGUGAUGUGGCGUGAAGUUGUGUUUUUGGUGGCGUUGGCCGGUGCAUCGGCUUUGGCUGAUGAUCCCCUUACCUUCCCAGAAUUAGCACGAGGAAGAGCCAAUACUCGCAUCGUGUCGGGAUGGGAGGCUAAGGAGGGCCAGUUGCCGCACCAGCUGUCGCUGAGGAUGGUCAGCGCCCAGGGGCAGGUGUUCAGUUGCGGCGCCUCCAUCAUUCACAACGAAUGGGCGCUCACGGCUGCUCACUGCACCGCACAGCGUGUUACGAUCAUCAUCCGAGCCGGCACUGUGAACAUGACACGGCCAGGAACCAUUUUCGAGACCACGGAAUACAUGAACCAUCCUCUGUACGACGAAUCGCAGGCCGGCAGAGUCCAGCCGAACGAUGUAGGCCUUAUCAAGUUUAACAGGCGGCUUGAAUUCAACGAACGUAUCCAACCAAUCAGGAUCCAGCGUUCUGUUGAUAAAGACAAUGAUUACGACGGAGAUCGGAUGACGGCCAGCGGUUGGGGUCGUGUAUGGACCAAUGGCGCUGCCCCCGAAAACUUGAACUGGGUGUUCCUUCGCGGAGUCACCAACUUUUUCUGCUGGUGGUCCUUCGGAGGCAGUUCGAUCAUUCAGCCAUCGACAAUCUGUGCGAGCGGUUACAAUGACACUACGCAGUCCACAUGCCAGGGCGACAGCGGUGGCCCACUGACUGUGAUCGACGCAGAUGGCAAGCCAACCCUGGUCGGUGUGACCUCCUUCGUCUCCGCUAUGGGUUGCCAUGCUGACUUGCCCGCUGGAUUCUGCCGUGGAGGGUACUAUCAUGACUGGUAUCAGGAGGUGACGGGCAUCAAUUUCGACUGGGACUUUGACGAACCGACCGAAAAACCCGAGGAACCUGAAAGUCCCGAAGAACCAGAAGGAACUGAAGACCCAGAAGAAACACAUCCAACUGAGGGCCCCGGAGAGGCGACACCAAAUUUUGCUUACUAAUAUCAGUAAAUUUACGGUAGACCAAAUUCUACACCUAAAUUUAUUUAUAAGCCAGAUAAUAAUGGUUGUGUAAAAUAUAAAUCAAAUUGAACUAGAAAAAUUGCGACUUUUAAUUUUUCAAUUACAAUAAGGAUGACCUGCCACAAAACAUCAGUUUAAUUAUGGAAAUAUUCAUAGUAACUCGUAGACGGUAUGUAUAGUUACAAGUAUUUGUUUAGCUU